Molecule: messenger RNA, 986 nt
Organism: Strongylus vulgaris
Lineage: Eukaryota; Metazoa; Nematoda; Chromadorea; Rhabditida; Strongylidae
Source: the annotation of a GenBank genome assembly
AUGGGUCGCCUAAUCCGCUAUUUUCGUUUCGAUGCUCCUCUAACUGAAAUGGAGGCGUAUUUGGCUGCUGGAGGUGUCGCUAUGACGGCUGCAUUUUUCGCAUUAAUACAUCACCCCUAUUUCUAUGGUCUACAGAAAGUCGGCCUUCAAUUAAAAAUUGCGGCUAGUGGAAUGCUCGUCAAUAAAAAGAUUUUCACUUUCACUCAGGGUGUACGUCUAUCAAGCGCUGCCUUGCAUAAAACUACCGUUGGGCACAUGGUAAAUCUAUUGUCCACUGACAUCAACAAAUUUGAUAUGGGUUUUAUCUUCCUUCACUACAUGUGGGUUUCACCGUUAAUGUUAAUCGCGUACAGUUACUACCUUUGGCAGGAAAUAGGACCUUCUUCUUUUGCAGGGUUCGGUGCGCUGAUAGUGCUUAUUCCAAUUCAAGGAUACUUCAGCAGACAAAUGGGACGUUGCAGAAGGGAAAUUGCCAUCCGAACUGAUAAAAGAAUAAGUAUCAUGAACGAAAUACUCAAUGGUAUACGAGUGAUCAAAAUGUAUGCUUGGGAAGGAGCCUUUUCUGAGGUUGUUGCGGAUCUGCGCAGACGUGAAAUGAGCAAAGUAAGAGCGAAUGCCGUCUUUCAGUCGCUCGUUAUGGGUUUGUUCUGGUCUUCUGGGAAACUCAUUGUUCUUUUCGCAGUUCUCUGCUUCGUCCUGACUGGUAAUGAUCUCAGCGCUGAAAGGAUUUUCGUUGCUACUGCACUUUACAACGCCUGUCGCCUUCCUGUAACCCUUUUCCUCCCAUUUUCCCUGCAAUUUUUCUUUGAAGUGCGAGUAUCUGUUAGACGAAUCCAGUAUGUUGUAGAGUUCCUGUUUCUAGGUGGUCAGAAAGCAAGAAUUGCCCUCGCUCGAGCUAUCUACUCAGACGCUGAUGUGUAUUUACUUGACGACCCUCUCUCAGCUGUUGAUGCAACAGUUGGCCGAUUUUUGUUUGAAAAGUAGGC